AUGAUAAAGUAUGAAUGGUUUAAACUUAAAGGAACAAAUGCUUCUACGCAGAACAUCAUCAUUGACUCAGGUACAACUAUGAUGAUUUUUCCACAUCAUUUUUACAAUAGACUAGAAUCAGCUGUUAGAAAAGUGGUAAAACUAGAGCGUUUUCAUGAUCACACUGAUUCAUAUAAUCUAUGUUACAAUACAACAUCCAAACAACCAAAUUUUCCAAUAAUUACUGCACAUUUUAGCGGUGCAGAUGUUAAGUUAUAUUCUAUAAACACUUUUGUUCCAUUUUACAAAGGAGUCAUGUGUUUUGCUUUUCGUGGAUCUCGUUAUGAUAUAAGUAUAUUUGGAAACUUGCAACAAUUGAACUUUUUGAUUGGUUAUGAUCUCAAUAGACAAAUUGUCUCAUUCAAGCCUAGUGAUUGUACCAAGCUUUAA
Molecule: messenger RNA, 429 nt
Organism: Vicia faba (fava bean)
Lineage: Eukaryota; Viridiplantae; Streptophyta; Magnoliopsida; Fabales; Fabaceae
Source: the annotation of a GenBank genome assembly